Messenger RNA from Phycomyces blakesleeanus NRRL 1555(-), 681 nucleotides. RefSeq names its product TATA-binding related factor. Gene Ontology annotation, molecular function: transcription coactivator activity. Gene Ontology annotation, cellular component: mediator complex. Gene Ontology annotation, biological process: regulation of transcription by RNA polymerase II. NCBI's taxonomy places the organism in Eukaryota, Fungi, Mucoromycota, Mucoromycetes, Mucorales, Phycomycetaceae. The record is from RefSeq and is a predicted model, not a curated record. The coding region runs from base 30 to 605 and encodes 191 amino acids. The transcript is spliced from 3 exons.
GUCUUGUACGAUGGAAGAAUGCAACCGGCAUGCGUGAUUUCGCAUCUAUUGCUGAACAUGUUACCAAAUCCCUUCAGGGCAAAAACACAGGUCCUUGGUCGCUAUCUGUCAAAGUACAUCGCGAUGUAAAUCAGAUUAUGCGACAGGCAGUAGUAAAAGACAGCCGAUUUCUUUAUCAAGUGGCUUUAGCACAACAGCCUGGCCAGGUUUACUGCAUGGUCGAUGGAAGCGUGGUUGUAGAAGCUGAAAAGGAAAUGGAGAUUAUUCUUUCACGAUUGAAGAAUCUGUGGCAAUUGCGUCAAAGUGUGGUUGUUGAGGGCACCAGUUAUGAAAUCGGUGAUUUCACCCUCAGAGUUGCAAACAUCCUACUAGGCUCAGCCUACAAGGGACUUUUACUAGAGAUUGAUUAUCAUCCAUGCUCUGCUCCAAACGUAGCCAGCGAUUUACUCCGUGAAUUUGUCGAAAAUAUUGUACCUCCUACAGCUCAAUUAUCUUGUGAAUAUGAGUAUGAUUACGAGAGUGUCGGACUGAGUAAUCAUGAGUUUACUACUGCACAUACUGGAUAUCAAUACAUGAUGUUAUUUAGAAAUGACGGCUUGCUGUAAAGAAAAAGGCAAACAAAAACAAGAAAAGAAAGGAAUCUUCUCCCUUUGAUUUAUUAUAUAUACAUAUAUACACCUA